Arctia plantaginis is the source of this 315-nucleotide messenger RNA. Lineage: Eukaryota; Metazoa; Arthropoda; Insecta; Lepidoptera; Erebidae. The record is from the annotation of a GenBank genome assembly.
AUGAAGAACGCGCGGGUAGCAGCCACAUUGCCCCUGUACACGCUACGCAUGACUUUAUUAUUACCUAAUAAAUUACAGUCUAUGGGUAUUUCGCACUUGGUCGAUGUCAGUAAAUGGAAAAAAGGUGAUCCAUUAAGAUUGUCUCACAUGGUGCAACGGCUCAUGUUCUGGGCUGAGGCUGGACGAAAUGCUUAUAAAGACGACGGUAUUGAAUGGGAUCCAACACCGGAGAAGCAGAUUCUUAUAGACAGACCAUAUAUAUUCUUUGUUCGUUGGCGCAACCUUACACUGAUGAACGGGAACUUUGUACUUUAA